Pseudovirgaria hyperparasitica is the source of this 1688-nucleotide messenger RNA. RefSeq names its product hydroxymethylglutaryl-CoA synthase. Gene Ontology annotation, biological process: ergosterol biosynthetic process; acetyl-CoA metabolic process. The transcript is spliced from 4 exons. Gene Ontology annotation, molecular function: hydroxymethylglutaryl-CoA synthase activity. NCBI's taxonomy places the organism in Eukaryota, Fungi, Ascomycota, Dothideomycetes, Acrospermales, Acrospermaceae. The coding region runs from base 134 to 1528 and encodes 464 amino acids. The record is from RefSeq and is a predicted model, not a curated record.
GCUUUUCCCUCCACUACUACCACCACCACCACCCCUUCACUCUAAUCUUCUUCACUCCUCACUCCACCACCUCCCACUCCUCAACUCAACCCCCCAAGAACACUCAACGUCCUCUUUCCAACGCCCUCACAUCAUGGCCGCCCGCCCGCAGAACAUUGGCAUCAAGGCCAUUGAAAUCUACUUUCCCUCGCAGUGCGUCGACCAAGCCGAGCUCGAAAAGUUCGAUGGCGUCUCUCAGGGCAAAUACACCAUUGGUCUCGGCCAGACCAAGAUGAGCUUCUGCGACGACCGCGAAGACAUCUACUCCCUCGCCCUCACCACCACCGCCUCGCUGCUCAAGAAGUACAGCAUCGACCCCAAGUCCAUCGGCCGCCUCGAGGUCGGCACCGAGACGCUGCUGGACAAGUCAAAGUCGGUCAAGUCGGUGCUCAUGCAGCUGUUUGAGCCGCACGGCAACACCAACGUCGAGGGCGUCGACACCGUCAACGCCUGCUACGGCGGCACAAACGCCCUCUUCAACUCGAUAAACUGGGUCGAGUCGUCCGCCUGGGACGGCCGUGACGCCAUUGUCGUUGCGGGCGACAUUGCGCUGUACAAGAAGGGCAAUGCCCGCCCGACCGGCGGCGCUGGCUGUGUCGCCAUGCUCGUCGGCCCAGACGCCCCCAUUGUGGCCGACCCGGGUCUGCGUGGCAGCUACAUUGUGCAUGCCUACGACUUUUACAAGCCCGACCUCACCAGCGAGUACCCCGUCGUCGACGGCCAGUUCUCCAUCCGCUGCUACACCGAGGCCGUCGAUGCCUGCUACAAGGCCUACAACGGGCGUGAAAAGACGCUCAAGGGCCUGGCGAACGGCCAGGCCAACGGUGCGAACGGACACGCGCCGACCGCACAGCACGAGACCCCGCUCGACCGCUUCGACUACAUGGCCUUCCACGCCCCGACCUGCAAGCUCGUCUCCAAGUCGUACGCUCGCAUGCUCUACAACGACUACCUCCAGGACCCCUCGAACCCGCUGUUUGCCGAGGUGCCCAAGGAGCUGCGCGACAUGGACUACAAGACCUCCGUCACCGACAAGACGGUCGAGAAGACGUUCAUGGGCCUGACCAAGAAGCGCUUCGCCGCGCGCGUCCAGCCCGCCACCCUCGUCCCCACCAUGUGCGGCAACAUGUACACCGCCAGCGUCUACGGCGGCCUCGUCAGCCUGAUUGCAAACGUCAGCAGCGCCGAUCUGCUCGGCAAGCGCAUCGGCAUGUUCAGCUACGGCUCCGGCCUGGCCAGCUCGCUCUUUUCCUUCAAGGUCAACGGCGACGUGGCCGCGAUGCAGCAGAAGAUUGACCUGCACAAGCGCCUCGACGCGCGCCGUGUUGUGGAGCCGCAGGUCUAUGACGAUAUGUGCAACCUCCGAGAACGUGCUCACCUCAAGAGCAGCUAUUCCCCAUCCGGCAACGCCGACACCAUCGUGCCCGAGACCUACUACCUCACCGAGGUCGACGACAUGUUCCGCCGCAAGUACGCCGUCAAGGCAUAGUAUAGCGGUCUUGAAUUCUACCUACCUUUUGCGUUUAGAGAAAAUACCCGCCCGUACCUACUUGCUUCCGAAACCCCGCCCCCCUUUUUUGCGCAUCUUGUCAGGAGUUUGAUAUGUUAGACGACGCCUCGAUGUGGAAAGAAGCAUAGAAGUGACGUUU